This is a messenger RNA of Paramecium sonneborni, 816 nucleotides long. The record is from the annotation of a GenBank genome assembly. Lineage: Eukaryota; Ciliophora; Oligohymenophorea; Peniculida; Parameciidae.
AUGUCUUUUGAAUAUAUAAAAUAUAAAUAUUAUGAAAAUAGCUUUAGAAUUUUUUUUAUUUUUAAACAAAGUAUUUUUGAAAAAUAAUCAUAUAUAAUUUGUAAAAAAACACUUUUUACAAAUAAAAGAAAGAACUUUAAGAAGCUUAAAAAGAGAUAGAGUUUAAAAACGAACUUAAAAGAGAAAUACUGUGUAUCUAUAUUUAAUUUCUAUUGCUUUUAUAUUAAGUAAAUGAAAAAAAUUCCUAAUAUAUAUGGUAAGAUUAAGAAAAAAGAUUGUGAGUCAUAACUACUUUAGCUUCAGGUAGUGAUGAUAAUUCAAUCCAUUUAUGGGAUGUUAAAACAGGAUAAUAAAAAGCAAAAUUAAAUGUUCAUAGAAAUAUUGUCUGUUGAGUAUAUUUCUCACCAGAUGGAACUACUUUAGCAUCUGGUAGUGAAGAUAACUCAAUCAGAUUAUGGGAUGUUAAAACAGGAUAAUAAAUAGCUAAAUUAGAUGGUCAUAGUGGAACUGCAAUAUCAGUAUGCUUCUCACCAGAUGGAACUACUUUAGCAUCUGGUAGUGAUGAUAAGUCAAUCAGAUUAUGGGAUGUUAAAACAGGAUAAUAAAAAGCCUAAUUAGAUGGUCAUUAAAAUAAUUAUUUUGCAAAUGGUACCAAUUAUUAAUUGUUUUUAUUAAAUUCUUAUAUUAAUAUUCUAAUAAUAUUUUAAUAAACCAUAUUUUAAACAAAUCGUGCUCUAUUUUAUAAGAAUAUUUUGUAAAUCAAUCAUCAAUAGAUUUAAAAUUAUUAUUUAAAUUUAAAAGAAGUUUUAUUUUUGA